AUCUGAUUGCAAGCCCUUCACUUCAGCAAUGCGCCUUGGAAGAGAACUGAACCCGCCAAGUUGAUUUCCCUCAUCGACGUCGCUUCAGCGCCAUCCCCCGGGCGUUGAUUCCCGCCGGAGCUCCCACACCGGAAACCGAAGCUUGCAAGCCGACCGCUGUUGGGGUAACCUAGUGCUGGUUAUAUUAGCAGUUUCUGGGAAAAUGACGACAGUGGUGACUCCACCGGCAUUGGAAAUUUUAGUUCGAGAACCGGAUGGCUUCUCUCUGUGGAAUGGACCCCCAUUUACCAAUGAUCAACCUAGUGUGAAGCUUGAAAGAGCUCCUUGCAAGAGUGCGGGGUUUAGCGAAGAUGGCUCUAAGCUCAUGGUUAUGAAGUCUGAAUCAGUGAUUAGCAUAUACGAUUGCAGCAGCUACAAAGAAAUUAGAUCCUUCGAGGUUCCUAAUGUUCUCGCUGCCAUCCUGUCCCCUUGUGGAACUUACCUUCAAACCUUUCAGAAGUCCACGACUCCUCAGGAGAAAAAUGUUGUUCUGUGGAUAAUAGAGACUGGGGACUCUGUAUAUCAGCUGUUCCAGAAGAACAUGACUAAAACUACAUGGCCCUCAAUCCGAUUCAGUUCUGAUGAAGCUGUUGCCUGUAGACUUGCAACCAACCAGAUACAUUUUUUUGAUGCUGGUGAUCUCUCUAGAGGUAUCAUAAAUAGGCUUAGAAUUCCAGGUGUGGCUGCACUUGAGCUUUCCAAGACAACAGGUUCCCAUGUGGCAGCAUUUGUGCCCGAGUCUAAGGGUGUUCCUGCCAGUGUUCAGAUAUUUGCUUGCGCAAAAGAUUUACAAAGCCAACCUCUGGCUAGGCGAAGUUUCUUCAGGUGUUCCUCAGUGCAACUAAGUUGGAACAAUGGUUCUACUGGACUUUUGGUGGUUGUCCAGUCUGAUGUUGAUAAAACUAACCAAAGUUACUAUGGUGAAUCAAAGUUGAACUACUUGACAACGGACGGGACCCAUGAAGGGCUUGUGCCUCUUCGUAAGGAGGGACCAGUUCACGAUGUUCAGUGGUCUUAUUCUGGUUCAGAAUUUGCUGUGGUUUAUGGAUUUAUGCCGGCAAAGGCAACUGUGUUUGACAAGAAGUGCAAUCCACUCCUUGAACUUGGAACGGGCCCAUACAACACUAUUCGCUGGAACCCCAAAGGGAAGUUUUUAUGUUUGGCAGGUUUUGGUAACUUGCCAGGAGAUAUGGCAUUCUGGGACUACUUGGAGAAGAAACAACUUGGAGCAACAAAAGCUGAAUGGUCUGUAACUAGUGAAUGGUCUCCCGAUGGCCGCUAUUUCAUGACUGCGACAACAGCUCCAAGAUUGCAAGUUGACAAUGGGAUUAAGAUAUUCCAUCCCAAUGGGUCUCUGUACUACAAGAAGAUGUUCGACAAGUUGUAUCAGCUUUUUCUACAGGCUGAUUGGAAACCAGAAUCCCCCGAUCGAUUUGGGGAAAUUGCUGAACUUGUCAAGUCUGUUGGCUCUAUGAAAAUUGAAGAAAGCAAACCACAAGGACAGGCAAAAAAAUCUUCUCAAGCAGCUGCUAAACCCACAACUGCAAUUCCCCCUGCACAGAAACCUGCUGCCUACCGUCCACCACAUGCUAAGUCUGCAGCUGCUGUUCAGGCACAGCUUUUUGGAGGAAGCCCUUCAGAGCAGAUGAGCAAAAACGCAUUGAAGAAUAAGAAGAAACGGGACAAGCAAAGGGAGAAGAAGGCUGCGGAGGAUGCAUCUGCUGCUAAUGAUGCUUAAUUAGGGGAUAUCAUUGAUGCAUGAAAUGACAUGGAACAUAUCUUCUACUUUAUAUACUGAAUCCCCCAAACACCAGGCUUCUAAAGCGAUUUUUCUUGGAGCUGCUGGUCGGGUUCAUCUCCAGGGCUUCAGUUCAGAUGAUUGAAAGGCCUGGUUUCGUGGUGUAUGAUCCCAGAAUCCCAAAUUUGGAUUCUGAAGUCAUAUUUUUCUUGAGAGAUUUUACGAUGUAAUAUGAUGAAGUAUAAACAUUGUCAUUUUCUUUAUGUAAGUUAUUGCAUUGCUGCUUUGUAGCGGUAAUGGUGAUAGUCUUUGGUUUUGAGAUGACGAGACAGGUGAAUGCAGUUUUCCUCGAUAACAUGUCGAUUUUGCA
Messenger RNA from Punica granatum (pomegranate), 2147 nucleotides. Lineage: Eukaryota; Viridiplantae; Streptophyta; Magnoliopsida; Myrtales; Lythraceae. The record is from RefSeq and is a predicted model, not a curated record.